AUGAAAACACACGGCCGCUUAGGCAAGGACGUGUAUCGGUGCCGGUUUUGCGAGAUGCCGUUCUCGGUGCCGUCCACGCUCGAAAAGCACAUGCGCAAGUGCGUCGUCAACCAGAACAUUAAACUGGAGGGCAGCCAGUACAUCAAGAUGGAUGACGGUUCCAAGACCGAGUCCGGCGGUGGUUACAUUCUGCCACCGUCUUCCAUGGCCGACGAUGAGUCGUACAGCAGCUCAGUCAUUUCGAAGGACAACACAUGA
Messenger RNA from Macrosiphum euphorbiae (potato aphid), 258 nucleotides. The record is from the annotation of a GenBank genome assembly. NCBI's taxonomy places the organism in Eukaryota, Metazoa, Arthropoda, Insecta, Hemiptera, Aphididae.